UGUCAACGAACGUUUAAUAAAGUAAGAUGGCAUCGAGUAGUUUCUUCAACUGGACCGAUAGAGUGAAAAAAGAACCUUGUGACGAGUUGCUUGAUGAAAAUUAUUAUGAAAUAAUUAACAAGACGCCCGAUGUUAAGACUGUUCGAAUCUCCAGAGAAUAUUCUGCGCAUCGAAAUUGUGAUAAAAAUGACACAAAUAAACUUGAGGACAUGCAAAUCGAAUUGGAAUGUAUAGACAUGAAGCCCAAUUUAUUGACUGUUGCGAAAAUUGAAGAUUUCUCUCCAAAUCAAUGGCAGGAUAGUCUUGAUUAUAAAACUGGAAGCACAAUUAAACUAGAAACUGUCGGGACAGUGAAGAAAGAGAUGUUGAACGAAGAAGUAUUUGUUACUGCGCAUAAUGGAAUCACACCUGCAUGUGAUAAUUCCGGAAAAUCAUUCAGGCAAAAGACUCAUAUGAUCGUCCACAUUGAUACAGUCCACAAGGAUGUCACACACGCAUGUGAAAUAUGCGGAAAUGUAUUCAAACGAAGAGGUGAUCUCAAUAGGCAUAUCGUUUCGUUGCACAAUCGAGUCCGAUAUGCAUGUGACACAUGCCCAAAGACAUUCUCAGACAAGAGUAGUCUCAAAAAACACAUCGAUUCGGUGCAUUAUAAAAUCACUUACACAUGUGACAUUUGCGGAAAGACAUACACUCGAAAAAAUCUUCUCAAAACUCACAUCGAUGUGGUGCAUAAUGGUGUUUCACAUGCGUGUAAUUUAUGCCCGAAGACAUACUCAGACAAGAGUAGUCUCACGAAACACAUCGAUUCAAUACAUCAUAAAAUUACGCAUCCAUGUGAUAAAUGCCAAAAGACAUUCUCAGAAAAGAGUAAUCUUCAAAAACACAUCGAAUCGAUACAUCAUAAAAUUACGCAUCCAUGUGAUGAAUGCCAAAAGACAUUCUCAGACAAGGGUUAUCUCAAAAAGCACAUCGCUUCGGUGCAUAAUGGUGUCCCAUAUGCGUGUGACAUUUGUGGGAAGACAUACACUCGAAAAGAUCAUCUCAAAACUCACAUCGAAUCGAUACAUCAUAAAAUUACGCAUCCAUGUGAUAUGUGCACAAAGAAAUUUACUGCGAAAAGAAGUCUUAAAGCUCAUAUCGAUGCGAAGCACAAUGGAAUCACACACGCAUGUGAUUUCUGCGAAAAAAAAUUUAAAUAUCAGAAUUAUCUCAAUAAGCAUGUGAAAUCUUCGCAUAAUGUUAUAACCCAUUCAUGCGGGACUUGCGGAAAGACAUUCAGUCAAAAAAGAAAUCUUAAAGCUCACAUCGACGUAGCGCAUAAUUCGCGCAUCAGAACCUAACAUAUAUAUUAAAUUUAUGUUCAAUAAUGACUCACUGAUGUACUAUUUAGUGUACUGUCAAACAAGACUAGUUUAAUAAUUUUUAUUAAUUACGAUAUUUUGUAUUCUUCCUAUAUCAUGUUAUUUUAAUUUGUAAAAUCAACAUCAAAUUUGAAAGAUAAAUAUAUUUCUUCCAGAAAAAGUA
This is a messenger RNA of Trichogramma pretiosum, 1524 nucleotides long. RefSeq names its product zinc finger protein OZF-like. Gene Ontology annotation, biological process: regulation of DNA-templated transcription. The record is from RefSeq and is a predicted model, not a curated record. NCBI's taxonomy places the organism in Eukaryota, Metazoa, Arthropoda, Insecta, Hymenoptera, Trichogrammatidae. Bases 27 to 1340 code for a protein of 437 amino acids. Gene Ontology annotation, molecular function: RNA polymerase II cis-regulatory region sequence-specific DNA binding; DNA-binding transcription factor activity, RNA polymerase II-specific. The transcript is spliced from 3 exons.